Varroa destructor (honeybee mite) is the source of this 6895-nucleotide messenger RNA. RefSeq lists its product as uncharacterized. Gene Ontology annotation, biological process: regulation of transcription by RNA polymerase II. Gene Ontology annotation, molecular function: RNA polymerase II cis-regulatory region sequence-specific DNA binding; DNA-binding transcription factor activity, RNA polymerase II-specific. Lineage: Eukaryota; Metazoa; Arthropoda; Arachnida; Mesostigmata; Varroidae. The record is from RefSeq and is a predicted model, not a curated record.
UUGAUUUGGUUGAUCUAUUUGGGGUUACAGAUUACAACACACAAACGGUAUACGUAUCUUCGUAGCUAGGCCAUGCACCGAUCGUGCUUCAACUGUGAUUAGCCUCUAAGAAUUAGAGGAACCACCUCGUGACGCGUUUGCAGAGAAACAAAAACCUCAUUGAUGAUCUGUGCAUGUGCGAGUGAUCUCUGUAUGGGCACUGGUGGGUGGAAGUCGUACUGCUCUGGCAAGAGUAGACACCGCCGUGUAGAAGAAGUUGGGCCUGUCGUAGCUAGGAAACGGCUACCAAAUUCAGAGGUGUAUAGUUCUAUUUAGUGAUUUGACGCUCGCCAGUGAAUGAAGUGUCAAUGCUAGUUUCGGCCUAUAGCAGCAGCUAAGUGUUCAAGAUUCAAAAAAGCCCUAGGUGUCUUGACUACUAGCGGCUGAGCUUUAUUAAACUGUGUAUAGGAAACUAAAUUAGACGCAAGAACGUAUACAAUAUAGCGCUUUAGAAAGAGCACGGAAACAAAGGCUGAAAGAAGGACACCGAAGAGAAGAGGAUUGGUGCAGGCGGGCUGCUUUAAUACGGACGAUUUUUCGGUUAGAGACAACGAAGAAACAAACCUGUUCGGGAUGGAUACGUCGCGUUAUUGUGAAAUGCUGAUGUAGCGAACAGCUAGUCGGGAGCGAAACAAUCACCGCAUAGGACUUUCUCUGGCCGAUCGUCCAUCAGAAGGGUGGGUUCUAGUUCUGUUCAUCGGAUUCGGUGCUUUGUGUAGUGUUUGCAUAACAAAACGGAGUGAACGAGAAGGACAGCGCGCUUGGAGGCAGGCGCGUCUGGCAAACGGCCUUGUCUAGGACGGUGCCGGAGGCCGAGCGCCAGAUCGUCCUUACUAACGUCAGAUCAACGUCAGCACGCAAGAUGCUGGCUACAGUGACGGCCGUACCAUCGCCCGUGCAGCAGUACAGGAAGACUGGAGUUAGACCACCCGGAGAUAUGGUGGACUUUCAGGACAUGUGGCAAGACAUCGAGUCCUUCCUUCUUGACGACGUACACCCCGAUGUGCGCGUUUCGUUAGCGGCGGUCAACCAUCCGCAGAGUCCGCAUAGUCCUCACAGUCCCCAGCUAUUGGUCCAUCAUGGAAGCCUAGGUAGUUCUGGGCAACAACAUCCCGCCACGAUGGGGGCCGCAACAGGCCUGGCAGGGUCUGUGCCUUCUACAAUUGCUCCGGCGCGAUACGACGAUGACGCCUCUUCCGGCGCGCCGUCCAGCCCGCUUCCGCUAGGCCAUCCUUUAGCUUCGGGUACGCCUUUGCUUAGCUCGGGUUCCCUGGCCGUAGGGCCUACCGGUCCAGGCAGUGCAGGACACGACCGAGCAUUUCGCUGUUCCGACUCGACCGGUCAGCUAUCACCCGCCUCCUCUACGUCGUCCUACGCUCCACACGAAGGCAACAGUUCCGUUAGUCUCUACGGGGAGUCCAUCUACCCCGAUGUGAAGGGAGGUCCGAAGAUUAUCGAUGAACAGCAAACAUUGUACCAUCCUCAGGCUAGCUAUCCUCCACAAGUCGUCCCUCAGAUCCCUCAAACGCCGCAAGGCUACGUAUCAUCGAUAGGUUCACCAGGCGGCGGUUACUACAGUAGUUCUGUACCUGUUGACGACUUCAAGCUAUAUCCGCCAACCACCGUAGGCAGUUACAAUCAGCAGAGUGGUCCUCCACCAUCGGGCUGGUUUGUCGCCCCCGGAUCCACACAGAUCUCUCCGCCAGCGUCACCUGAAACACAGGUCGCUGGCUGUGUGUACUCGACGGCACCGGAAAAUGGCUCACAGUAUCCCCGGAUAGUCACUCCCCCGUCUUCUCCUCACCUAUCAGCUGAUCUCCUGGUCAGUACGUCACCGUCGGUUAUGGCGUCCCCCACGUGUGCGCCGCCUGCCUCGACGUUUUGUCCCAGCCUUUUGAGUCCGGCCCUGAAGCGCACCGUAACACGACGCGCUGGCACUGGCAUCGGCCGACGAUCGAGCAUCUCCGAGGGAAUUACGGGCAUGGCUGGGUCAGCCGCAGGCAGCAUGGGCGUGCUAGGGGGCGCUGGCAAGAGCAAGAAAGUCACGAUUCACACCUGCUCGCACCCAGGUUGCGCGAAGACGUACACCAAGAGCUCACACCUGAAGGCCCACCUGAGGACCCACACGGGUGAAAAGCCUUAUAUGUGCACCUGGAAGGGAUGUGGCUGGAAGUUUGCCCGUUCAGACGAGUUGACUCGACAUUACCGCAAGCACACUGGCGACCGGCCGUUUCAAUGCAGGCUUUGUGAAAGAGCUUUCUCUCGCUCUGACCAUCUGUCGCUGCAUAUGAAGCGACACACGGUGGUCUGAAGGGAGAAACGCUCCUCCAGGUGCCCUGGUCCUCUCUGCAUUUAGGCUCACACAGGCAAACAAACAGUUAUAGACAGACAAAUAUCCGGUAGUCCUAUAUCCGUUGUCUAACUAUAUCUGUUUCUUAGGUAUACUAUUCGCAAACCUGCAGGAUAACUGAAGCUAGAGAAACAACCAAACGAAUUAGAAUCUUUCUUAAUACAAUUGCUGUCUCCAGUUAUGCUGUUCAAAAAUAAUAAACAUUUACUUUCCGUUACACUAGCCCAAGUGCUUCGCAAAUCAGUUCAAAAGCUGACUGCCAUUGAUAAAGUUAGGAACCUGGUGCAGCAAAAGGUAUUUUUGUAGAUUUAGGACCCUGUAUGUCAAUUAUUCUAUAUUUACUUAUAUCUCCCUCUCACGGAAUUCGUGUGUGGUCUCAUCGUUCCCCCGACAAGUACUUCCAUAUAGCUAUGUAUCAUUGCAAAAACCUAUCAUAUUAUUUAGGGUGCUAGAAUGCAUUUUGCAUCCACCUCUACCGCAUCUCGUUCAUUCAUUCGACUGCUACCCGCGAAGUUUGUUUCGCAGCGACAGGACUCUGAAAUCCUACCUAUAUUUGUCCAUUAUACAAAUCUCAAAUGGUAUGACGUAUUGCCGGUCAUUGUCAGGUAGAAACAUGUAUGUACGUAUAGCCGAAAUCCAAAUCUAAAUAGACCCUGCGAGUAUACAAUCCCAUUUACUAUUGGUACUAUAUAAUCCUGUAUAGAACAUAGCUGUAUAAAGAUAAGCCGAACUUUUUCAACAUCACGCGAUGUCCUGCAACGCCUUACUCUCUCCACAAAGUAACAAUACGUGAACUGACCUAACGAACCUAUCAAGCCUAACUUAACUAGCCUACCAAGUUUAACCCAAUUUACCAAGUAAACAGUGCCAGACCAGGAUGCCUUUGCCAGUUGUCGUUUACCUGCGUACAAAGCCUCUCACUGAAACGUGGCCACAGAAGGUUGUCAGUGGAGCGAUGCGGCAAUGAUCUCGAACGGCCCCAAACGAUAUAAGUAAACAGUCGCGUUGCCUUCGAUUCGCAACUCAUAUAAUUGCCUUCGCUGGAGUUCUUUGACCAUCGGUCGGGUACACUCAUAUCUCAGUCACCCGACAGGACCGAAAGAAAAGAUACGGAACAAAGGACUAAGGAAAAAACGUCCCUUCGAAAAACUGAUCUGGUCCCUCGGUUUUGUCCAGUCGACGACCUCGACCCGACUUCGACGACCGGAAGAAAACUGCCUCACAAAGACAACUACUAAUGGGAAUUCGUUCGACAAGAAAAUGUAGAGAUCAAAUGCAUUUUGCCCCUGUGCGGAGUAGAGCAAUUAUGUGUAUAAGAUGUGUGCCGCAAUGAUCUCGGAAGAUGAAAGAAAAAAUUCAUAUAUAUAUCAUAAUGUAGACGCAGAAAAACUGUUAAUACAAUGUAGUGAAUGUUAACGGAAUUGGACUCCAGCGAGAGCAACGCAUGGCCAAAUAUUGGAGGAAAGCCAAUGCUCUUUCCCAAUAAUGUGUCGCGUAUUCAUCGGGGCCACAACUAGUCAUUUAGGUAGUAUAACUGAGAGAAAGGUCUGUUACUAGCGACGGUGGUAAACUUCAGUGGCAUAUAUAUAUAUAUAUAUACAUAUAAUCAACGUUCAUCGUUGUAAGAAUCUAUGGUACAGAACGCAGAAACAAACAACAACGGGAAAAUACAAAAUAGGAGCAAAUAAGCAAGAAUGAACACUUGCCUAUGUCAUGCGAAGCAAAAUAAUACAAUAUGGCUUUAUUGAAAAAUUACGAAGGCCAAGUAUCUCUAUGAGUAUGACUUACGAUCUUGCAAUUUUCUCCAAUCGCCAGCUUCGGGUGCCUUCGCAGACCGUCAGCGCCGUAAUACAGUAAGCGAGGCUGAUAAAUACGACCAACCUACAUAAAUAAACAAACGCGAAAUUAUCCAGUUGUUGCAAGUGCAUCCAGUUGCCGGCCAGCGGCGAUGGUGUUCGCUGCAAAAUAGCCAACAGAUCUGUGUUCACCCCACAAGAUUCAGGGGACCUGCAACCUGUGCAGUUAUUAGGUACGUGAUACCGGCGAAACCCGAACACUGCUGAUGUCAAUUGUAUAGAAUAAAAUGACAAUAAUAAUAAUCAUCAUAAUGAUAAUAAUAGUAGUAGAUCAAUACACACACAGACAGCCAGAGCGGCACUACCGGACAACGCAAGGCAUAACUUUUCCUUUUUUGGCGGACGGAACAAUAAAUUUAGCGCGCGUAAUUUCAAAAGGGCAGCGAGUAUUGCUCUGUAAAAAAAAAAAAGGAACAUUAUUAUUUGCAUGUCUCGUUUAUGCGCCUGUGCUCAUGUGUGGCUGUUAGUAAGUUACUAUAGAAUAAUGCUACUAUUGCAAUUCUGCUAUUGUGGGCCUCACAUUUAUAUAUAGCCCCACAUGUUGCAAGUCGGCAUCACCAUCAAGCGCCUUGUUUUUUUGUGAAAAAAGUACUACAGACUAAUAAUAAUGAUGAUAAUAAUAAGAUGAUACGAGAAAAAUAAUAACGCAACAGGCCCGCUACCCGGUAACCCCCCAAACAGCUGAUAAAGUGACUGAAACUGGUGUCUACUUGUGCGCCCGUGAAGGACCAACACAUCGUAUUAUAGAUGCUGAUGACAACUGCAACAACAAUAACAAUGCUAAUCGAUAAGUUAUGGCAUAACUUGUCAAAGUGUAAACAAUUUCCGUCAGCGAGCUUUCAGUUACUUGCCGUUCACUCAGUCACUCGUUAGAUUACACAGACCUUCAACUACGGAUUAUACGAACAAAUUUUUCAAAGCGAUAGAGAGGUAACAAGGCACAAAUACGAGCGUAUCUGUAUGCUAUGAAUAUCUGUGGCCCAAUAAAGUGAAACCAACUCAUGAGGACAUCGUCAUCGUCCAGCUCCCAUCCGGAACACGUUCGACGGCGGGGAGAUUCGAAGGCAAGUCGUCAUAGCGUUCAGAACCGUGUUCGUAUUAUAAUUUCAUGAAGUAAUACAGUACGAUUAUGGUAAUAAACUUCCCGCGCAGACCGAGGGCCGUCGUCGGCCGCGUUGCCAUCACAUUAACAAUGAAUAAAAAAAUUACCUACAUUUCGGUAGUGAUGUCUAUUAGCAAACGUUCGUGUGAAGUUGAAAACGGCGAUCCACACCGCUUACAAAAGCUUUAAGCUUGCUUGUUUGUUGCAACGAUAAUUUGCUCUGUUAGCGUACACAACGAUUGAGGGCGAGCACGUAAGGCUGAUCAUCUUCAGAGUUGGUGGUUACCCGUUAAGAGCUUACGGGCCCACUCGAUGGCGAUCAGCGUACUUUGCCGUGGACCCUAGAUACCAGUGUUGCGUCUAUGACGACGACUCUUACCAUCAGGUCACAGACAUAAAUUUCCGGGGGAUUCCGCGUACGUGGAUCAUUUCGUCAGGCAACUGCGGUUCGAAAAGUGUCGCUUACGACCAGCAACGUCCACUGACCCUGAAAUGCCUGUAUAUAACUGUACAUAAAGAAGCAUAUUGUCGAAAUGACCAGUCCGAUAAUGAAACGAGAAUAACUAAACAUAGCAACUAUUAUAUUAUUAUCAUUAUUAUUAUCGACAAAUUCAAUCGUAUAGUAAUAAGGGAGCAAUGCAAAGAUAACGAGAGUAAAAGCUAAUAAUAUUAUCAUCAAUGAUAACUAUUUCAACAAUAAUGAUAUAAAGACAGUAGAAGUAAUAAAUAUACUAUUAUAUUUAGGUAGAAUUGACGUGGCGAAGAGAUAGAGAAGUAAGCAUGCGGGAACUACAACAUGAAGUCAAAAAAAGCUCCGCUAGAAAGGAAAAUCGUAUGCGGCAUGUUUCAAAUGAACCCAUAAUGAGACAGAAUGGCCCGCCGUUAUCUGGGAAGGUCAAAGCGGCUCGAUGACACCCACAUACACACGACCUUCGUCCUUUUACACUUCGGUGAUUUUGUUCGGUUAAAAGAUGAACGGCACUCAAGUUAGCCUUUCGCCUGAGUCGCUAGAUGACAAGCGAGUUCAUUGAUCAACGUUGUUGUAACUGUGUCAUCGGGACCCGUUUCGAUCAUCUCAGAUCAACCAACCUCCCGAUCAAAUACUUUCGGCAGCAGCAGCGGCAGGAGUAGUAAACAUAGAUAAUAAGCGAAAGGCAUAGAUAUUGUACUAUUUAAAGCAGCUAUGGCAAGCUGAUGUCGAGUCGAACAUGGCACACAAUAACAAGUUUCUCACUUACAUGUCUGCAUUUGACGGCGUGGCCAGCAAUAGUCUGUCCUUCGAUAUGACCUUGCGCCAAUUCAUCGAUUGGUACAACGUCAAUGAUACAUAAGAUGUUGGAAAUUGUCAUUUAUUCAGUUUGUAAAUCUAGAUACGACGAUUUUAACCUAUCCAGUUAUCUAGCUGGGGUCCAAAAAACCUACGUAUGAAUCGACUGUGCUUGAAAGACACAAUGCCGAAAAAACAUUGCGUUUCAAUCUAACUAAGCGGUGUACCCGCACAACAUCCGACCGAACAUAAUAAAGCGUAUUGUACUUUUAGAAAAUUCA